AUGCGCGCCUGGCCAAGUUUCUUUUUAGCUACCAUGUUCCUUGCUGGAGUCGUCCACGGAAAGGACAAGCAAGCUUCCUUGUAUAGAUUAGCAAAUGCAAGAGCCAAGCAAGAAGAGGAAUUAGUUGAAUCUUAUGUGAAGCAAUUGAUUGAAGAAGAUGAAAAGAAGGCUGCUGCUGAAAGGGGAGAAGAUGUGUCAUUAUACAAUGUUCCACCAGGAUUGCGUCAAAUUGCCAAGACAAUCAAGCAACAAAGAUCCAAGAAUGCUCCAGCUCAACAUUAA
This is a messenger RNA of Naegleria lovaniensis, 282 nucleotides long. RefSeq lists its product as uncharacterized. The transcript has 3 exons. NCBI's taxonomy places the organism in Eukaryota, Heterolobosea, Eutetramitea, Acrasida, Naegleriidae. The record is from RefSeq and is a predicted model, not a curated record. The coding region runs from base 1 to 282 and encodes 93 amino acids.